This is a messenger RNA of Phacochoerus africanus (Common warthog), 4062 nucleotides long. It is a transcript of the gene RASGRP1, whose product is annotated as RAS guanyl releasing protein 1. The record is from RefSeq and is a predicted model, not a curated record. Bases 564 to 2813 code for a protein of 749 amino acids. Lineage: Eukaryota; Metazoa; Chordata; Mammalia; Artiodactyla; Suidae. Gene Ontology annotation, molecular function: calcium ion binding; guanyl-nucleotide exchange factor activity. Gene Ontology annotation, cellular component: plasma membrane. Gene Ontology annotation, biological process: Ras protein signal transduction; positive regulation of GTPase activity. The transcript is spliced from 18 exons.
GGGCGAGGGGGCGCGCUCACACAAAGUUUGUACUUGCCGGUGCGCAGCCGUCGGGCUCCACCGGCUCAGAGAGCAGAGAGCGGAGGGUGGGCGGCCCUGUACUGAAGGGCUCGGCAGGCUGCGGUGGCGGCGUUGGAGAUGCGCCGCUCCCUGCCGAGCCUGUCCCGCCGCGCUAGGUGAGGCGGCUCCGGGAGCGCGGCCGCGGCCAUGGGCACCCUGGGCAAGACGAGAGAGGCUCCGCGGCUGGAUUUCAUUAAAAGUUUAACCCGAAAUUGUGACCUCUGUGGAGGUACCUGUGCCUGAAGAGGAUUUCACCCUAACCAGUCAGACUUUUGACAAUCUCCUGCAGCAAAUUGGCUGGCGCCUUAGCCAGUUUUAGCCUCGGGAAAUACCUUCAAGUUAAUUUUUUUCCUCUUGGGCGUUUUUCUUUUUUUUUUAACACACAAGGGAACUGGAAACCUUCUCAUGGCGGCAGAGCUGCCCCUAAAACAAGACUAGAGGCAAAGCCAGCCAGCAGCCCCUGCCCCUCCCAUCCCAGCCUGGCCCAGAUCACCCAGUUCCGAAUGAUGGUGUCUCUGGGACAUCUAGCCAAAGGAGCCAGCCUGGACGAUCUCAUCGACAGCUGUGUUCAGUCUUUCGAUGCAGAUGGAAACCUGUGUCGAAGUAACCAGCUGUUACAAGUCAUGCUGACCAUGCACCGAAUUCUCAUUUCCUCUGCUGAACUGCUGCAAAAAGUGAUCACCCUCUAUAAGGAUGCCUUGGCAAAGAAUUCACCAGGGCUUUGCCUGAAGAUCUGCUAUUUUGUAAGGUACUGGAUAACGGAAUUCUGGAUCAUGUUUAAAAUGGAUACCAGCUUGGCACACACCAUGGAGGAAUUUCAGGAGUUGGUAAAAGCUAAUGGCGAGGAGCUCCACAGCCGCCUGAUUGACACAACUCAAAUCAAUUCCCGUGACUGGUCCAGGAAACUGACUCAAAGGAUAAAAUCUAACACCAGCAAGAAACGGAAAGUCUCCCUGCUCUUUGACCAUCUGGAGCCAGAAGAGCUCUCAGAGCACCUUACCUACCUGGAGUUCAAGUCCUUCCGGAGGAUAUCGUUCUCCGAUUAUCAGAAUUACCUAGUGAAUAGCUGCGUGAAGGAGAACCCCACCAUGGAGCGGUCCAUCGCCCUCUGUAACGGCAUCUCCCAGUGGGUUCAACUCAUGGUUCUCAGCCGCCCCACCCCACAGCUCCGAGCUGAAGUCUUCAUCAAGUUCAUCCAGGUGGCUCAGAAACUCCACCAGCUACAAAACUUCAAUACGUUGAUGGCUGUGAUAGGAGGGCUAUGUCAUAGCUCAAUCUCCAGACUCAAGGAGACAAGUUCACAUGUCCCGCAUGAAAUCAAUAAGGUUCUGGGUGAGAUGACCGAGCUCCUGUCCUCCUGUAGAAACUAUGACAACUACCGGCGUGCCUAUGGGGAGUGCACCCACUUCAAGAUCCCCAUCCUGGGGGUGCACCUCAAGGACCUCAUCUCCCUGUACGAAGCCAUGCCUGACUAUCUGGAGGAGGGCAAGGUGAACGUCCACAAGCUGCUGGCCCUUUACAAUCAUAUCAACGAACUGGUCCAACUGCAGGAGGUGGCCCCGCCCUUGGAGGCCAACAAGGACUUGGUGCAUCUGCUAACGUUAUCCUUAGAUCUCUACUACACUGAAGAUGAAAUCUAUGAGCUUUCCUAUGCCCGGGAACCCAGGAACCACAAGGCUCCGCCACUCACACCUUCAAAGCCACCAGUAGUAGUGGACUGGGCCUCUGGAGUAUCUCCCAAACCUGACCCAAAGACCAUAAGCAAACACGUGCAGAGGAUGGUGGAUUCUGUCUUCAAGAAUUAUGAUCAUGACCAGGAUGGAUACAUCUCCCAGGAAGAAUUUGAAAAGAUUGCUGCAAGUUUUCCAUUUUCCUUCUGUGUAAUGGACAAAGACAGGGAAGGCCUCAUCAGCAGGGAUGAGAUCACAGCGUAUUUCAUGAGGGCAAGCUCAAUAUACUCCAAGCUGGGCCUGGGCUUUCCUCACAACUUCCAAGAGACCACCUACCUGAAGCCUACUUUCUGUGACAACUGUGCUGGAUUUCUCUGGGGAGUGAUCAAACAAGGGUAUCGGUGUAAAGACUGUGGGAUGAACUGCCACAAACAGUGCAAAGAUCUGGUUGUGUUCGAGUGCAAGAAGCGAGCCAAGAAUUCAACAGCUCCCACAGAGAACAGCACCUCUUUGGGGCCAACGCCCAACCUUUGCUCCUUGGGAGCCAAAGAUCUGCUCCACGCACCUGAGGAAGGGCCUUUCACAUUCCCCAAUGGGGAGGCUGUGGAACACAGUGAGGAGAGUAAGGAUCGGACCAUCAUGCUCAUGGGAGUGUCCUCACAGAAGAUUUCUGUUCGGCUGAAGAGGACUGUUGCCCAUAAGGCCACUCAGACCGAAUCACUGUCUUGGCUUAGCAGCGAGGGCCCUUCUGGUCACUUUGUGCUAUCUUCCCCAAGGAAGACAGCCCAGGAUACUCUGUACGUGCUUCCCAGCCCUACAUCUCCGUGUCCCAGCCCAGUCUUGGUCAGAAAGCGGGCUUUCGUCAAGUGGGAGAAUAAAGAAUCCCUCAUAAAAUCAAAGGAAGAGCUCCGUCACCUCAGACUCCCCACCUACCAAGAGCUGGAACAGGAAAUAAACACCCUGAAAGCAGAUAAUAAUGCUCUUAAGAUCCAACUGAAAUAUGCACAGAAGAAGAUAGAAACCCUCCAGCUUGCAAGAAGUAAUCAUGUCUUGGCUCAGAUGGAGCACGGUGACUGUUCUUAGCCCAGAAAUUCAAGCAGCACAACCUAUAGAUGAGGAUAUCAGAGAUCUCAUUUCCUAAUAAACCUCUCAACACAAAGACCUGGGGAACCUUAGAUUGACUGGCUUUAAAAAUGAUACUUUAAAAAAAGAAAGCUGGUUACUCUUUUUUUUAACCUAAAAUACUCUUAAUGUGUGGUGUAUUCCAGUCUGUUGAAUCAAAGGAGAAGAAAGCUGAAGAAUGCAAAAUUUUUGCCUUCAUACCACAAACUUUUUUUUCCCUGGGACUAAUGUCAAAAGCAUGAUAAAAACAUGACUAAAGUUUUCUGACAAGGUAGCUUCUUCUAUGUGGCCUGCCCGGCUGCUUCUUCCUUAGAACUAAAAUCCCUGGAAUAUUAAUUUGCUUCCUUCCUCUUUUUCUGAGGCAUUUACUUUGUUCCAUCCAAAGUCUGCUUAUAAUGGAAGAAUAACCACCUUCCAAAAGUAGAAUCAUUUUCUAUGUAUUUCAGCAUUCUUUAUGAAUCCGGUUCCCACUUCACUACCUCAGAUCUAAUCGACUUGCCUUUUCCCCUCCUUCCUCACUACAUUCUCACACAGAUGAGAAUAUCUACCUAUAAGAGAACCUCUAGAGAUGUAGCCACAAACUUUGGGGGUUAUUAAACAACAUGACAUCAUCCAAUUACAGGUCAGUUCAUAGUUUGUCUCACAGUCAUAAUAAAGUAAGUAACCAAAUUAAGUACCUGGAAACAUGGCUAUUAGCAUCUCAUACAUGGCCGGCUAAUUAGCAAAAAUAAACAAUGCAAACAUGAUGUUUGUCCCUCAUAUAACCUACACUGGAUAGAAUUAAGUAUUUGUAGCUUUUAAAAAAUGAUCUGUUUAACUCUCAUGUGCCAUCCUUAUAUAUUUUUUGAAGUAACUUUUUGAACUGAAUUUGUGCUUGUACUGUCUUCACUAUUAAUACUAUUUAGAAAUAAGCUAAUUGGACCAGAGGCUUCAAUAAUAGCUGACAGCAUGUACAUAUGUAUAUAUUAUGUAUAUACAAUAUCAGACAUGCAUGUGACUUAGAAUUGUUUCCUCCUUCAUAAAAUAUGAAGUGAAUUAAACGACUUUUGGUCAUGUACAAAUUCACAAAGUUCACUUUGUUGCAAGAUGAAGAAAUUCUUUAUAAUGUAAACUGCACUGUUUAGCAAAAUCAUAAGUAAGAGUCCUUUUGAGUUUUCUAUUAAUGACGGUUAAUGAUAAAUGGGCUCAUUUAAUUAUCUGGGCAACUAUU